AUGAAGGGAAUACAAGUGUCACAAUAUGUCAAGAAACUUGACGAUCUGAAAGUCACCACACUUCCAGACCCCGUGCCGGGCCCCAAUGAGUACCUGAUCAAGGUCGAGGCGGCCGCCACCAACUUCUUCGACAUCCUGCAGGUCCAGGGCAAAUACCAGCACCAGCCGCCCUUUCCCUGGACUGCCGGAAUGGAAUUCGCCGGCACGGUCCUCUCCACGCCGUCCGCCAGCUCCAACCCCAAGUACCCGGUGGGCGCGCGCGUGUUCGGCGCGGCGCAGGGCGCCUACGCCACGCGGGCGACGGCGGGCGAGGCGGCGCUGCAACCGCAGCCCAAGGGGUGGACGUCGACCGAGGCUGCGGGGCUGUUCGUGACGGCGCCGACGAGCUACGGGGCGCUGGUGGUGCGGGCGGGCGUCAAGAAGGGCGACUGGGUGCUUGUGCACGCGGCGGCGGGCGGGGUUGGGCUCGCGGCGGUGCAGGUCGCCAAGGCAUUUGGGGCGACGGUGAUCGCGACUGCGGGCACGAAGCGCAAGCUCGAGGUCGCGAGGCAGUUCGGCGCCGACCACGUUGUCGACUACAGGGAUGAGAAGUGGCCUGAGGCCGUGAAGAAGCUCACGCCCAGGGGCCGCGGGGUGGAUAUUGUCUACGACCCGGUGGGCAUGGUGGACAAGAGCACCAAGUGCAUCGCUUGGAACGGGCGGAUUCUGGUGAUUGGGUUCGCGGCAGGGGCGAUCGAGAAGGUGGCCAUGAACAAGGUGCUGCUCAAGAACAUCUCGAUCGUGGGGAUCCACUGGGGCAUGUAUGCGAAGAUGGAGACGGAGACGGAGGUGAGGGUGUGGAAGGAGAUCCUGCAGCUGAUCGAGGACGGCAAGUUCAGGGGCACCGAGUUCACGGACAAGGAGUUUGUGGGCCUCGAGAGCAUACCCGAGGCCCUCAAGGCUCUAGGAAGCAGAGAGACCUGGGGCAAGGUCGUGGUCAAGGUGCCCCAGGACGGCCAGGCGAAGCUGUAA
This is a messenger RNA of Diaporthe citri, 1011 nucleotides long. RefSeq lists its product as uncharacterized. The coding region runs from base 1 to 1011 and encodes 336 amino acids. Gene Ontology annotation, cellular component: mitochondrion. The transcript has 2 exons. Gene Ontology annotation, molecular function: zinc ion binding; oxidoreductase activity. The record is from RefSeq and is a predicted model, not a curated record. NCBI's taxonomy places the organism in Eukaryota, Fungi, Ascomycota, Sordariomycetes, Diaporthales, Diaporthaceae.